AUGGGCAGUGAUUCUAGUAACGGCGCGCUUGCGUUCGCCCUUAUAUAUUUUACGUUCUUUUUAGACAACGUACUUCUUACUGUACUAGUGCCGAUAAUCCCGGACUGGGUCCGCGGGGAAUCCCUGGAGCUGUGGACCAAGCACCAGGCGCCUCUCGCCGUCCUCCUGAACAGCACCGUGCACCAGAGACGAGAUGAGGAUACAUCGGUAGGAGGAUCCCAAGCUAUCGUCGGUCUGGUCCUCGGCGCCAAAGCGGCUGCUCAACUAAUGACGGCGCCGCUGGCCGGCGCUGCGGUCUGCAAGCACGGGCCUGCCAGGGUGCUGGAGCUGGCUACCGCUGCGUUGGCUGCUGCCGCCACGGUUUUCAUGCUGUGCAGCGGCCGCACCGGCGUGUCGGGCGUGUGGUGCGCGUGCGCAGGUCGCGCGACGCACGGCGCGGCGGCGGCCAUGGCGGGCGUCGCCGGCCUUGCGCUCGCGGCGGCCGCCGUGCCCUCCGAGCAGAGGGAUAAAGCUAUUGGUGCUCUACUCGGUGCUGUCGCUCUGGGAGUGCUGGUGGGCUACCCCUUCGGUGGAGCAUCAUACGCCCUGUGGAGCCCCGGCGCUCCAUUUCUUCUCAUCUCGAUCGCAUUAUUGGCAAAUUUAGUUAUGCAAAUCAUGUUCCUGGAUAAGGAGAAAUUCAAUCAGCUGACACCACUGACUCCAGAAACAUCAGGAGUGUGCGGUUCUGCUCUCAGCAUGAUCCAAGUGUCGAGGAAGGAGUCGGUAGCGGCGUGCGUGGGCGCAGUCUUACUUACCACCAGCGUGAUGGCUUCCCUGGAGCCCUGUCUGCCUUUGUGGAUCAUGCAUGUGUUUCACCCUCAGCGUUGGCAAACCGGAGCCGUAUUCAUCCCCGACAGCCUGGGCUACUUGCUGGCUGCGAGUGGACUCGGCGGGGUGGCCAGGAAACUGGGCGCUGAAAGGGUGGCCUUGGCUGGGCAGAUCGCUGUUGGAGUGGCAGCUUUGGCUGUACCUCAUGCUACUUCUGUGUCAGGGCUGGCGCUGCCGCACUGCGUGCUGGGCGGCGGGCUGGGCGCGGCGGACGCGGCGCUGGUGCCCGCGCUGCUGGCGCGCCACACGCGCCGCGUGCCGCACCUCGCUGCGCUGCUGCAGGCCGCUUCCAGUUUGGCUUACGCUCUUGGUCCAAUAGUAGGCGGUCUGCUAUCCUGGUGCGUGGGGUUCGAGACCGCACUCCGGACCCUGGGUAUUCUCAACUUGCUGUACGCUGGCUAUCUGUACAGCGCCCUGACUGAACAUCCGCUGUCUGAGCAGUGGGGCGCCAGCACUCCUGAAGAGGACCCUGAGAGCGAAGAAGGAACUCCGCUAAGACCACAAUUAUACACGCCCUUGAAUUAA
Amyelois transitella is the source of this 1392-nucleotide messenger RNA. Its product is annotated as synaptic vesicular amine transporter. The transcript has 11 exons. Gene Ontology annotation, cellular component: synaptic vesicle membrane; terminal bouton. Lineage: Eukaryota; Metazoa; Arthropoda; Insecta; Lepidoptera; Pyralidae. The coding region runs from base 1 to 1392 and encodes 463 amino acids. The record is from RefSeq and is a predicted model, not a curated record. Gene Ontology annotation, biological process: aminergic neurotransmitter loading into synaptic vesicle; transmembrane transport. Gene Ontology annotation, molecular function: serotonin:sodium:chloride symporter activity.